AGCCCCGCCCCCGGCCCGGGGCUCGUGCUGCAGUCCCCCCACCCCCUUCUCCUCACUCCCCUCGGUCCCAGCUCGGGGCCCCGCCCGCCCAGGCCCCGAGGAGAGGGAGGGAGGGAGGCGGCGACGGUCUGCGGAUGGCGGCGGCUGGGGCGGUGCCGAGGCGAUGAACACUAGGGGCCCCGGGCCCUGGGCGGCGCGGCCAGAGCGGGCCCGGGCGGGGCCAUGGGCCAGGUGCUGCCUGUCUUCGCUCACUGCAAAGAAGCACCAUCCACUGCCUCUUCCACCCCUGACUCCACAGAUGGUGGCAACGACGAUUCGGAUUUCCGGGAGCUGCACACUGCUCGGGAGUUCUCUGAGGAGGAGGAGGAGGAGACGACGUCGCAGGACUGGGGUACCCCCCGAGAGCUGACCUUCUCCUAUAUCGCUUUCGAAGCUGGGGGCAACCGCCGAGACUCUGUCCAUCGCCGGCCUCGCCCCUCGGGCCGCUCUGAGCCCCGUGAACCGGGCCCAUCGGGCCUGGGAGACAGUUUGGAGAGCAUCCCCAGCCUGAGCCAGUCUCCGGAGCCUGAACGACGGGCUGCCCAGGAAGGCCCUCCUCAGGCCGAACUGCGGCUUCGUCUGGACCAGCUGGCCUGGGAGUCGGGGCUGGCGGCCUCGGAGGACUCGGCCAGCAGCCCCUCGGAGGAGGAGGAGGACGACGAGGACGACGAGGGCAGACCGGAGCCCAGAUUGGCUGGGGAAGACUUGGAAGUACCAUGCCUCCGAGCUGAACCCUCUCAGCCUGAGGUCGGUUGCUUACGUCUCAGCCCACGCCCAGGAAUUUCAGCCCUCCAAACUCACACCCCUUCCCCACCUCUUUCCUUGGGGUCUCGUGACUCAAACUCUUGGCGGGAGGAGGAAGAUCCGAAAGAGGGGGAGGUGUGGGGAGACGGUGAGCGGGAGCCAAUCACCGGGCAGCGCUUGGAGAGCUCGGACCAAUUAGGGAUCACUCUAGAAAUUCAUGUCCUAGUGGCAGAACUACUGUAUUGGCGGGACACAAGGACGUCAGGUGUGGUCUUCACAGGCAUCAUGGUCUCCUUGCUCUGCCUUCUACACUUCAGCAUUGUCUCCGUGGCCUCCCACCUAGCCCUGGCCCUGCUGGCAAUCACCAUCUCUCUCAGGGUUUACCACAAGGCACUGCAGGCUGUGCACCGGGGUGAUGGAGCCAACCCCUUCCAGGCGUACCUGGAUGUGGAUCUGAGCCUGAGCAGGGAGCAGACAGCCCGCUACACCGAGCAGAUCACAGAUCAUGUGGUUUCUGGAGUGACGCUCCUGAGACACCUGUUCCUAGUGGAGGACCUGGUUGAUUCCCUCAAGUUAGCACUCCUCUUCUACAUCCUGACCUUCGUGGGAGCCGUUUUCAAUGGGCUGACUCUUCUCAUCUUGGGUGUGAUAAGUGCAUUUACCUUCCCUUUGCUGUACCGGCAACACCAGGUAAGGAGGGACUCAGGACCCCACCCAUCUCUAAUCUUACACCCCAGUGUUUCUAGGCAGACAAAGCAGACUGACAACCCCCACCCCCAUCUCUAA
This is a messenger RNA of Phascolarctos cinereus (koala), 1569 nucleotides long. Lineage: Eukaryota; Metazoa; Chordata; Mammalia; Diprotodontia; Phascolarctidae. The record is from RefSeq and is a predicted model, not a curated record.